Ornithodoros turicata is the source of this 739-nucleotide messenger RNA. RefSeq lists its product as uncharacterized. The record is from RefSeq and is a predicted model, not a curated record. Gene Ontology annotation, molecular function: amine binding. NCBI's taxonomy places the organism in Eukaryota, Metazoa, Arthropoda, Arachnida, Ixodida, Argasidae. Gene Ontology annotation, biological process: symbiont-mediated perturbation of host defenses. The transcript has 6 exons. The coding region runs from base 1 to 627 and encodes 208 amino acids.
AUGUACCUGGAAUUCGUAGCCCUAGUGCUUUGUGUCAUCGGUGGACAGUUUGUAUCACCCGAAAAAGCAGUUCCAACAAAAAAUAAGGAUGUUUGGGAGACGAUGCAAAGAUCUGAUGUAUUUUUCUUAUUGAGACGUACAUACCGCUGGUCGAAAGACCGCAGCGUAUGCUCGUAUACGAGGAUUCUUGAAAGGAACGAAGAAGACAAGACCCUUUUAACCCUCGGAGGAAAUUAUAACAAUGGGACAACCGACUAUAACAACCAUAAAAUCUACGUCACUACAAGGAAAGGCAAGAAGGGUGAGAGAAACCACAUGAUGCUUUCAGUUGUAGGGUACGGCGGACCAGCAUUUGAGUACAAAAUGAUAUUUGACGAUGGAGGAGGUUGCAGCGUCUUGAACAUAACAAGGAUCACACAACCGGAUGUUCCAAAGGAAUGGAUUGGACAAUGUGAACUGUGGGCUACCAAGGAAGUAGCCCUUUCCAUCAAUGUCCAAUCAUCCUGCGAAGUGACGUAUUUUCAAAAGUGCAAUCCAGACAUCGAUAUAGAGGACACGCCGUACGUUACCAACUGCAAGGACCCACCGACCGAUACGGAGUCUGAAGCAAGCUCACCUGAAUGCUGAAGGCCGUUUCUGACGAACGCUUCCAAGCACGUCAACAAAGCGGCAACCGUAAUUGGCUUUUGCCUCUGAAAUAAGCAAAUGCAAAUAAACAUUAUGUCACCCACGUUGCAGA